This is a messenger RNA of Adineta ricciae, 1134 nucleotides long. The record is from the annotation of a GenBank genome assembly. NCBI's taxonomy places the organism in Eukaryota, Metazoa, Rotifera, Eurotatoria, Adinetida, Adinetidae.
AUGAAUCCGUCUUCAUUACCUUAUUUAUCGAAUCAACCCAUGAGUAUACCUGUAGUACCGACGACAAAUCAUUCAUUUGUUCCCCAAACUCCGCCGCCACCACCGAAUGGACACCGAAAUUCACUCUCAAAUAAUACCCAAGCACGUAAUGCUUUGCCAGGAAAACAUUGUUGGGUAUGCUUUGCUACGGACGAAGAUGACUAUUCGGCUUGUUGGGUAUCGCCAUGUCGUUGCCGUGGGACAGCAAAAUGGGUUCAUCAAGAAUGCCUUCAAAGAUGGGUAGACGAGAAACAACAAGGAUCGAGUGGUGUAAAAGUGUCGUGUCCACAGUGUAAUGCAGAGUAUAUUAUUGUAUAUCCGAAACAAGGUCCAAUGGUUUACACACUUGAUUUGAUAGAGCGCAUUUUAAAUCGUUUUUGUCCGUUUCUUGCCGGUGGUAUUCUCGUUGGAUCUGUUUAUUGGACAGCAGUGACCUAUGGAGCAGUAACAAUCAUGCAGAUUCUUGGACAUAAGGAAGGUUUGAGUGUGAUGGAAAAAGCAGAUCCACUUUUUCUUCUUAUUGGCUUGCCAACAAUUCCCAUUGUGUUAAUUCUUGGUCGAAUGAUACGCUGGGAAGAAGCGGUCUUGAAAUUCUGGCGUAAACAUUCAGCAAAAUUACCGUUAAUGAACUAUUUGUUUCCCAACGAUCGCACAUCCUAUUUACCCCGUGUACCAACUGAACGUAAUGGCAAUUCAAAUCCCGCAUCUUUAACUAGACUUAUUUGUGGCGGUCUCAUCUUACCAACUAUUGCAACAAUCUUUGGUAAAUUCCUGUUCCAACGCGUCCAUUCAAACUUUCAACGCACUCUCUUAGGUGGUAUUGCCUUUAUUGUCUUAAAAGGCACUUCGAAAAUCUACUAUAAGCAAAGCCAAUACAUUCGCGAAGCGCAUCGAGAAAUUCUUAAUUACGAACCAGCGUCAACAACUAGUUCUUCACAUUAUCAUCAUCAUUAUCCACCUUCACAUCCAGCACCAGCGCCACCACCACCGCCAACGACAGUUCAUGUUCAUCAACAAGAUAUUCCGAAUGAGAUAUUUGCCAUUCCAUCAUCAGCAAGCAACUUCACCAAUGAUCAAUCACCAUCAAACUUUUAA